GGGAUCCAAAGUUUUGUUUUACAGUGGAAACUCUAUUGCUAAACAGGGCAAAAGUUAAAUAGGAAAAAGGAGGAAGAAAACAUAGAAGAGACAGAAAGAGGAGCUCUCCCUCCACUAUCCACUAGGGUGGAGAUCGAAUUUUUGUUAAAAUGUUGCAGGGAGACAUUCCGAACAAAUUUCUGGAGGGAGAGGAGGGAAAGGGAAAGAAGGGACCUGAACGGAACCAUAAAAUAUUGCAGAUUGAAGAAAACAACAGUGUGGUGGUGACUCUCCUCUACGUUAAUUCAAGCGUGUUUUGGGUAAUCCUUAAAGGAGACUUCAACUCUCUACUAGGCUGGUGCAGAUCCUUGUUCAACAUUCAGUGGAUGGGAACUGGUGUUUGCCUAGCUGCUUUCCCUUAAGCUUGGUGUGGCAAUUAAGAAAGUCUAGCAGCUCCGAACGCGCACUAAGGCUUUCUUUCUUUCUUUUUUUUUUUAAUCAACCAAAUAAAUUUUAUUGUUUUAGAGUUCAAGGGUAUUCCUACCCAUAAACAAGUCCACUGCUCUUAUGCUUAAUUCCUACGUACUUCCUACGUUGUGCUAAAAAUAACAUUUUAAGGCAUCCAGUUCAGUUCACUAAGAACUUGCUUGAGCGCAUCCAGUUAUGAGGAAAACGCAACACCACUCGGAGAAAGAAUAUGUAACCCCCAAAACUUUACCCU
Molecule: messenger RNA, 700 nt
Organism: Rubroshorea leprosula
Lineage: Eukaryota; Viridiplantae; Streptophyta; Magnoliopsida; Malvales; Dipterocarpaceae
Source: the annotation of a GenBank genome assembly